This is a messenger RNA of Trichoplusia ni (cabbage looper), 1071 nucleotides long. RefSeq lists its product as uncharacterized. The transcript has 2 exons. Bases 257 to 1018 code for a protein of 253 amino acids. NCBI's taxonomy places the organism in Eukaryota, Metazoa, Arthropoda, Insecta, Lepidoptera, Noctuidae. The record is from RefSeq and is a predicted model, not a curated record. Gene Ontology annotation, molecular function: serine-type endopeptidase activity. Gene Ontology annotation, biological process: proteolysis.
AACUUUAUUUUGCGCAAUACUAAUGUAAAUUCAGUUUACGACCAAAGAAAAACUAACUUUAAGAUUGCAUUAAUUCUCAAUUUUAUUACAAUCGAUUUAUUACAUUUCAAAACAUUUCUUAAUAUAAAUUUUCAAUUCAAUUUCGUUACCUUUUUAUGACAAAGACCAUACCACUUUUAUUUAAUAUCUAUUAUAGUGCGUUACAAAGUUAAAUAUAUCUAAAACCCUCUUAAAUAAAUAAUUAUAUAAUAAGACAAUGAAGGCAGCAACAGUAAUUAUGUUCUUAGCUGCGAUGACUGUUGCUAAACAUCAUUGUAGAAACCUUAGAAAAGGUAUUGACGCCAAAGACUUUUUCCACAAAAUCAACGAAGACAUACAUACUUACAUGGAAGAUAUAUUCGAUUCCAUCAAUCUCUUCGACAACUUCACUAAAGAAUCUAACAUAAAGAAAUUAUUAACAAUGCAUCAUGACCUGAGUAACAUAGUAGAGAAAAAUACAGAAACACUCCACGAAAUACAAAACGCAUCUCAAGUGAAUAACAUUAACCGAACAGAAGAUAGAGUAAGACUAGACAACGCUGUAGAACAAAUAUUAAGGGAAAAUAAAAUAGAUGUGUACGAACAAAUAAAAGGGAAAAAGCACAAACAUAAUCACGAGAGACAUAAAGUGAUAAGUGGCAAGAAUGGCACGGAGCGUAACCAAAGCGAGCAGCUCGCAGACUUCGUGAUCGAUUUUUUGGGCGAAGUUAAUAAUGUAACGGUGAAUGAUUUGAGGGAGCCUUCGAAGAAGAAGAGAAGACCAGUCUCAUUUAGAAGGAAUCUGAAAGUUUGGAAGCCACCUCGCCACAUCAAGGUACACUUAAAUACUAAGACACGAAGAGUGUUCAACGGUGUGAAGACCACGGUGAAACAGUUUCCCUUCAUAGUGAGCAUCCACGUCAUGGGAGAGUUCGCCUGCGCCGGCAGCAUCAUCAGCAGAGACAUCAUCAUUACGGCGGCUACGUGUUUGCAGGAGUAACUAUACUAACUAAGAUAUCCUCACCAGCCUUGGAUAAUCCACUGCUAGGAGUU